This is a messenger RNA of Stegostoma tigrinum, 2908 nucleotides long. RefSeq names its product spermine synthase (gene sms). Gene Ontology annotation, molecular function: spermine synthase activity; S-adenosylmethionine-dependent methyltransferase activity. Lineage: Eukaryota; Metazoa; Chordata; Chondrichthyes; Orectolobiformes; Stegostomatidae. The coding region runs from base 1 to 1056 and encodes 351 amino acids. The record is from RefSeq and is a predicted model, not a curated record. The transcript is spliced from 11 exons. Gene Ontology annotation, biological process: spermine biosynthetic process.
AUGGGGGAGGAAGCUGAUAGCAGAACAGUUCUUGAGGCCUUGCAGCCCAUUUUUCAGGAACAAAAAAUGACGGAGACUGUUCAGAACUUAGGAGAAAAUGGUUACUUGGUCACGUAUGUUGCAAAGAGUGGGAGUUUUGCCACUCUGAGAAUAUACACGGACAAGCUGUUGACAUUUGACAUCCAUAGCUAUGAAGCAGAUAACAAAGGACGAGCAGCAAUUGAAACGCUCUGCAACAGACUGGAAGAGAAAAUGAAAGACAUUUUGCAGGGAAAUAUUAAAAGGCUGAAAAGAUUACCGGCCAUUGUACGAGGAGGGGCCGUUGAUAGAUACUGGCCAACUGCUGAUGGCAGGUUGGUGGAAUAUGACAUUGAUGAUGUUGUUUAUGAUGAGGAUUCUGCAUAUCAGAACAUCAAGAUUCUCCAUUCAAAGCAGUUUGGAAAUAUUCUUAUCCUCAAUGGUGAUAUUAAUUUAGGGGAGAGUGACCUUCCAUACACUCAAGCCAUCAUGGGUGAUGGAGUAGAGGACUAUACAGGGAAAGAAAUUCUCAUCCUUGGAGGAGGAGAUGGUGGAAUCCUAUAUGAGCUGGUCAAGUUAAAACCAAAGAUGGUCACCAUGGUGGAAAUCGACCAGAUGGUGAUUGAUGCAUGUUGUAAACACAUGCGUAAAACGUGUGGAGAUGUCUUGGAUAAUCUGAAAGGAGACUGCUAUCAGGUGUUAGUUGAAGAUUGUGUUCCUGUUCUGAAGUCGUAUGCUGCAGAAGGAAGGCUGUUUGAUUAUGUUAUUAAUGACUUAACUGCAGUUCCUAUCUCUACAUCUCCAGAAGAAGAAUCAACGUGGGAUUUCCUGCGACUUAUUCUUGACCUUGCUGUGAAGGUUUUGAAACCCACAGGGAAGUAUUUUACACAGGGUAACUGUGCAAACUUGACAGACGCACUAGCGAUGUAUGAACAGCAGCUGAACAAACUCUACUGCCCUGUGGAAUAUUCAAAGAAAGUUGUGUGUGUUCCCUCUUACGCAGAAUUAUGGGUGUUCUACACCGUAUGGAAAAAGUAGAACGUACCUUUUCAAAUCAAAAGUUGCAAGUUAUUUUAUGAAAAAUCAAUAAAGUUGGUAAUAAGGAUGGCAGGGCUAUGUGCUGCAUGAUGCUUUUUAGGCUUGCACCCUGGUGCAAGCUGUUUCUCAAACUGAAGUAAUGCUGUGUACUUAAGUCUACUGGCCGAGGUGUCUUGCAUUGUGCUGUGAUGCAACUUCUCAUUUCAGGAAAGAUGCGACUUGUAUAUUUUGCAGGGAUUUUUUUUUAAAAAGAGAAAGUGACUAAUCAUUUGCAUUUUAAGUGGAGGUGCAAGGAGCAAUGCUGACUGCACUGAAUCUCCUGAAUGUCUUUGUAAAUGUGAAUCUAGAUCUUUUACUUUGUGGGCGGGUGAUAGGGGGAUUCACAGUUUUGUAUUUAGUGGUGAUUUAUUCCAGUUAAGUUUUUUUUUUGUUCUUGAUUGUCUUUGCAUAUUUCAAUCUGCGGUAUCAUACUCAUGUCAACCAUAGUCAGUUUGGAGAUUAAUUUCUUUUAAUUUAUUUGCUUCAUUUUUGGAAUAAACACAACCGUUGAAAUAUGUUCUAUUAUUUCUGCAUAAAGUCAUUGUGUAGUCUUUUGUGAUGGCUACAAUGAAGAAAAUUGUUGAGCACUUCUUAUGUUGAAAGAAAGGGGGGAAAAAUCAUUGCUGGACCUUGUUCUCUCUCUGUGUGAACAUUUCUUGACUGUUACUUGUCCAGGGAAGUUGCUAAUAUUAGAGCAAUGUUUAUUUAUUCAUUAAUCACAGAAGAAGUGUUUUGUUUCCUGCUCAAGGGAGAAAGAUUUCAUAUUUAUCAGCACUGAGAACUAAGCAACCUCUGUCAGUGUUUCUUUUGGUUAAGAUAUGAAUGAGCAGCAGGUUACAAUGGCAUCAUCCUAAUCAUAAAUUUGUUCAGAAAGUGCAUAAUUGAUGUUUCUGCAUGCAUGGGAAUGAUAACAGCCUUUGGAAAUGGGUCUAAGCUCCAAGAGACUAGAAAGUGAGAGGCUUUGAUCUCCUAAAUCAAAUACAGAACAACUAUUAAAGACAGUUUGUAUUGCAUCCAUCCACAGUUACUUUUGUGAUUGCCCAGUGUCUCUCAUAAAUCCACUGCCAACGGCCCUACAUCAUCAAAAUGGAGUCAGAACAAACAAAUUACCAGGUCCCAGUAGCAGUGAAUGUGGGUCAGAGAUUCACAGUUGUUUUGAGAGUCUGAUCUGUAGCCUGCACAUAUAUGUGCCCCACACCUCUUCUACAGCCUCACUGAGCUGCCCCUGCAAAGUUAAGAUUGACUGCCACCCUUUCAAUUUGAUAACACCAUGCAAUGAAUGAUAUUGUUGUGGUUAAUACCUGAUGCAAUGUUAAAGGUCAGUAAGUAGCUGUUUACAUUGCUGCCCCAGCUACCUGAAAUUGAGAAAGACAAUAUCAGACUUAGAGAAGGGGGUUUUCUUUUAAUGCAAAGUUUGUGGGGAUUUCGAUGCUGUCAGCAAUAGAAUUUUGUACCCCAUUCCCUUUCCACAACUUGAAUUGUUUGUCAGCCACUGUCCUAGUUCCUGUCGACAUUCCCUAAUAGUCUAAGUCUUAGAAAAAGUAGCAUCAGAUGAGAAAAGUUGGUAGUGACAGUAAUUCUGAUAAUUGUGAAAUGCUUUCUGCGUGUCAGACAAUUGGCAACUACAAACAGAAGUGUUGCGAUUUUUAAAUUUUGAACCUUUGCACUGAAUGCUGCUGUUGCUGUGUAGAACUGUGAACAAGUGCAACAGCACAAGUCUUUAUAAUGGAACUAUCAAUAGCAAUUUAGUUCUGUCAGGAAAGAAGAUGCACAGGAGUGCUGUAAACCUUCCAAUAAAAGUCUUCAUAAAUUA